Molecule: messenger RNA, 838 nt
Organism: Ipomoea triloba (trilobed morning glory)
Lineage: Eukaryota; Viridiplantae; Streptophyta; Magnoliopsida; Solanales; Convolvulaceae
Product: LOB domain-containing protein 38-like
Exons: 2
Coding region: 82-633 (183 amino acids)
Biological process (GO): regulation of gene expression
Source: RefSeq, a predicted model, not a curated record
AGAUCAAUACCUCCGAUUUCUCUGUUUCAUGUUUUUUUUAAGGUUGCCGGAGUUAGUUGGUGAUCGUUAGUGGUGCCGCCGAUGAGUUGCAACGGCUGCCGGAUUCUUAGAAAAGGGUGCAACGACAAUUGCAUACUCCGACAGAGUCUCCAAGGGAUCGAAUCCCCGCAGGCGCAAGCUAAUGCCACUGUUUUCGUCGCCAAAUUCUUCGGCCGUGCCGGCCUCAUGUCUUUUCUCUCCUCCGUCCCCGAAUCCCAGAGACCAGCGUUGUUCCAAUCCUUACUUCUAGAAGCGUGUGGAAGAACCGUGAACCCGGUUCACGGGGCCGUGGGGCUACUAUGGACCGGAAACUGGCACGUGUGCCAGGCGGCCGUGGAGGCGGUGUUGCGGGGAGGAACGCCGCCGCGGCCGUUGCCGGAGUUCACAAUCCCGACGCCUUCGCAGGAAUCCGACGAGGCGGCAGGCGAUCUGGAUCUAGGCCUGACGACGGCUGCGAGGAUGACCGGCAACCGGCGCGUGGAGAAGAAGAGGAGGGCGGACACGCCGUCGGAGGAGUCGGAAAUCUCCACUUUGGAAAGCGGUUUUGCGUAUCAUCAAAGUUCUGAAACUAAUCUUCUCAGACUCUUUUUCUGAAAGCUAAGCUAAAACCAGUUUUCCAGGAAACACCAUAGCUUAACCUUGGAAGUAUACUCUGCUGUAGUUUCUUUGUCCCACUCCCUUUUUCUUUUCGUGGACUUUAAGAAAAGAUCAGAGCCUAAUGUUCUCUCAGAUCAUUUUACCUCUCAAUUAAAUUAAUGUAAGCUUUCUUUUCUUUGACAUUAAUUUUUGUUACCUAAAA